Molecule: messenger RNA, 3245 nt
Organism: Acipenser ruthenus (sterlet)
Lineage: Eukaryota; Metazoa; Chordata; Actinopteri; Acipenseriformes; Acipenseridae
Product: E3 ubiquitin-protein ligase TRIM35-like
Exons: 6
Coding region: 453-1883 (476 amino acids)
Molecular function (GO): protein binding; zinc ion binding
Source: RefSeq, a predicted model, not a curated record
ACCGGUCAGAUCACAAACAAACCUGGCGUCUGUGAUUUAUUGCCGCAGGGGAUUGCUGAGACUGUCUGCUGUGUGAAAGAAGACCAGUGAAUGGGGACAGACAACCGGGUUGAAGACCGUGAGACGUUACACCUGCUGCCCCAGUACUGUUGGUAAUCUCCUGGAUUUCAAACCAAUCCCAUAAUCCAGUAGGGGUGGCUCAAUCAGACGCGGCAGUAACAUUCAGGCUGUUUUGAAAAAAAAAUAAACAGUAAACUAUUUUAUCAGAAUAAAAUAACAAAAACAAGUGUGUUACGACAUGUUUUCAGUUGACACAGAAUGUUCUGAUGAAUUCUCUGGUGUGAAAUACAUCUGAGUGAAACUCAAAAGUGGAAGUGAAAGUGUCUUAAAUGUUGAGUAAUAUUUAUCCUUCGCAUUAGAGAUAGCAAAACAGGGUGUGACUUUGUAAAGAAAUGGCAGCAAACACUCCUCGUCUGGAAGAAGAGCUCUCCUGUGCUGUGUGCUGUGAGAUUUUCAAGGAUCCUGUAACUCUUCAUUGUAACCACAGUUUCUGUAAAGCAUGUCUGAAUCAGUGCUGGAAAGAGAAUGGAGCUCGGGAGUGUCCGGUGUGCAGGAGAAGAUCUUCAAUUGAGUGGCUUGCUGUGGAUUUCAGGCUCAGGAAUAUUGUGGAGUCCUUCCUAAAAGAACACAGUCACAAACCUGCAGCUCCUCCUGGAAUACUCUGCAGUCUACAUGAUGAAAAACUGAAGCUGUUCUGUGUGGAUGAUGAAGAGCCCGUCUGUCUUAUUUGUCAAACUUCAGAGAAACAUGAGAAUCACAAGCUCCGUCCAGUCCAGGAAAUUGCUCAGGAUUAUAAGGGAAAACUCAAGACUGCACUGAGGCCCUUGCAGGACAAGCUUGAACAUGUUAAUAAAGUUAAUGAAGAAUGUGAUAAAACAGCAGAGCACAUCAAGAAACAAGCCCAGCAAACAGAGAGGCAGAUAAAGGAGGAGUUUGAGAAACUUCACCAGUUUCUACGAGAUGAAGAAAAGUCCAGGAUAGCUGCACUGAGGGGGGAAGAGGAACAAAAGGGAAGAAUCAUGAAAGAGAAGAUUGAAAAACUUACAAGAGAAAUCUCAUCCCUUUCAGACACAAUCAGAGUGAUAGAACAGGAGCUGGAAGCUGAAGACAUCUUAUUCCUGCAGACCUACAAAAGCACAAAGAGCAGAGCCGAGUGCACACUGCAGGAUCCACAGUGUGUUUCAGGUGCGCUGAUAGAUGUAGCCGAGCACCUGGGCUCUCUCAAGUACAAAGUGUGGGAGAACAUGCUUGGGAUUGUUCAAUACACUCCAGUGACUCUGGAUCCCAAUACAGCACACCCUAAAUUGAUUGUGUCUGAGGAUCUAACAGGUGUGCGAGACAGCUUUCAGAGAAAAUGUGAUGAGUGGCAGCAGCUUCCUGACAACACAGAGCGGUUCAAUGAGCUUCCUUGUGUGCUGGGUUCUGAGGGAUUCACUUCAGGGAAACACUACUGGGAAAUCGAUGUUGGAAACAAAAUGGACUGCUUUCUGGGUGUGAUGGAAGAGUCCAGCCAGAGGAAAGGGCAUUUCACUGCAAACCUAGGAGCAGGAUACUGGGUUAUAACCCUGCUGAAGGGGGAUCAGUACUGGGCAAGGACCUCACCAUGGACACGACUCACUCUGGAGAAGAAACCCCAGAAGAUCAGAGUUCAGCUUGACUGUGAUGGGGGGGAGGUGGCAUUCUUUGAUGCCAGUGAUAUGACACCCAUCUACACUUUUAAACAGAGAUUUACAGGGAGAAUAUUUCCAUUGUUCUGUCCUGGCUUUCCUACCUCUGUCCCCCUCAGAAUCUGCCCUGUGAAGGCAGUUAUAAAAGUGGACUAGCCCACUGUGUUCAGUAUAAACAAAAGGGAUGCCUAAUAAUAAUAAUAAUAAUAAUAAUAAUAAUAAUAAUAAUAAUAAUAAUAAUAAUAUUAUGAAUAAUAAUAAUAUAAAUAAUAAUAAUAAUGAAGCUGUGCCCCUGCUGGCCGCUGCACACUGAUGGGGGGGGGUGAGGUGUGGCAGUUCCAGGUCAAGAGUUUCAGUUGUUUUGUAGUUUACUAAAGGUGCUGGGGGUUUGUGUAUAUGGGUAUGGAUAUGGGGGGGGGUCAUUGCUGUUAUAUAUCAGGGGAUUGUGAGAGAAAUUAAGAUUAUUUUAAUCUAAACUUUUAAACUCAAUGGAGUGAAGAAAAUUAUCAUUUAAAUUAUUUGGUAAAUAUUCUGCAGGUGUGUAUGGAGUUCAUUUACAACACACUAACAAAGGGCAUUAGUACCAUUCAUAACUAGCUUACUAACAUGUAAACAAAAAUUAGUUUAAUGUUUUGUUGGAUUUUUUUAAACAGCAUUGUGUUUAUCAUUUCCAGGUUAAACAAGUUCAUCACAUGAGUGAAAUGGGUUUCGAUUUGGUUUAAGUGAAUGUUAAAGAAAACAGCACUUAAUAUAUUACCAAUUGUUAAAUAAUAUAUUUUGUUUACUUAUUACUACAUUGAUACAUUUUGAAAAGUGAUUACUAAACCUGUGCAGAUGUUCAUGUCAAUUUUUCAAACUAUGACUAGAAAACAUAAAAUCAAUCUAUGUAUGGAAAACCUGUGUUUUACUGUCUGAAAUUAGAGACAGAAGUUUCUAUUGUCUUGUAUUACCUCUUUGAUACAGACACAUCUAUCUCUUACCCAAUAAUAUUUUUGUUUGAGAAUAUAGAAUCAACUAGAAAAACAAAACACUUAAAAAUUAAACAAGUAAUUUUGUAUUUAAAAAUGAAGCUGACAUGAGUACACAUUUAUUUGAAUUUUCAUGUCUAUAUAUGUCCACAAGGGGGUAGUGUUUACUGAUAAAUCAGAAUGAUGGGUUAUUACUAGGAAUUCUGAUUUUUGGGUGUUUUUUUUAAUUCAGGUGAAUGAUUUUUAAAAAUUGAGUAGAAUUUAUAACAUAAUAAAGAAAGAAUAAAUAUUUGGGUAGAAAUCAUGUAAAAAUGUGCUUAUGGUCAAUGGUGCCAGUUCUUUCUGUAUGCAUUGCAUUUGAUCACAGAUAACUGCAGUUCUACAUGGACCCCGGCAGACUUGAAAGUUAAGUCAUUAUGUAAUCUAUUCAUUUUCAGUUUGCAGACCCUAUAGUUGCGUUACACAUCAAAACUUAUGAAAAUACUUUAGCCGUGUCUGCGAGAGUCCCUGGAAUUUGUGCCAAAAUGAAAUUAAAAGAAUGUAAGGUUUG